CCGGCAUUUGUCAGUUUCAGUCAGACCGUUCAGUUAAAUUCUCGUUCUUUGGCUUAUAGUAUAUAGUUUUCAACCUUCAACGUGUACAUCUCUAGUCAACGUCUCUUCAAGCGUCAUUAUAUUCUCUUUUAGAUAUAUUAAAUUAUAACUAUUACAAUUAAAUUUAUCAAUUGUUUGUGAUUUUUUUUUAAGUUAUUAACAUUUUUCUCAUUGAAACGUUUAUUGUAAGUCAAAAUUUUUUUUUUUUUUUGUCAUUUUCUCACAUUAAAACAAAAUUUGUAAUUCCACCAUCUUCAGAAAGAAAAUUUCAUCAGUCAAUUGAAACAGAACUAGAUCAAAAAUGCCUCCAGAUGUAACAAGUACCCCAACAGAAGUGUUGCUCGAAGGUGAAAUGCUCGAUGACAUUCGUUCUUCAAUGGUUAAGGAUGCAUUUGUAAAACCGGAAAAAUAUAAAAUUAGAAUCGUCUGGAGAAAUGUCAUUAUUUUCACUUUUCUUCAUUUAGGAGCACUCUAUGGACUUUACCUUUGUUUCACAUCAGCUAAAUUAUUAACCACAAUAUUUGCAUUUAUCCUGUAUCAACUAACUGGAUUUGGCAUCACAGCGGGCGCACACAGACUAUGGGCUCAUAAAUCGUACAAAGCCAAAUGGCAGCUUAGCUUACUGUUGACCAUUCUAAAUACGAUGGCCUUUCAGGAUGCUGCGAUAGAUUGGGCCAGAGAUCACAGAGUGCAUCAUAAAUACAGUGAAACUAAUGCAGAUCCUCAUAACGCAACGAGAGGCUUCUUCUUUGCACAUGUUGGUUGGCUAUUGUGCCGUAAACAUCCUGACGUGAGGAGUAAAGGCAAAGGAAUUGAUAUGAGCGAUUUGAUCAAAGAUCCGAUACUCGCUUUCCAGAAAAAAUACUACACAAUUUUAAUGCCUCUGUUUUGUUUCGUGAUACCGACGCUCAUUCCAGUAUUGUUGUGGAAUGAAACAUGGACGAAUGCAUAUUUCAUUCCAACAAUUCUUCGAUAUGUAUUCACAUUGAAUAUGACGUGGCUCGUCAAUUCAGCUGCCCAUCUUUUUGGCAAUAAACCAUACGACAGGUUUAUCAAUCCAGCUGAAAAUCAUGGUGUCGCAAUAAUGGCAUUGGGCGAAGGAUGGCACAAUUAUCAUCAUGUUUUCCCAUACGAUUACAAAACAGCAGAAUUGGGCAACUAUAGGUUUAAUUUUACAACAGCAUUUAUUGAUUUCUUUGCGAAAAUUGGUUGGGCAUACGAUUUGAAGACAAUUUCACAAGACAUGGUUCAAAAACGUGUUGAGAGGACAGGCGAUGGAAGUCAUGAUAUUUGGGGUUGGGGCGAUAAAGAUCAACUUCCUGAAGAACGAGAACAAACAAUCAUCAAAAAUCCAACGAAAUCUGACUAGAAUUAUAAACCAAGUGGUUCACAACCUCCUAGUGCACAUUAAGUAGUCAAGUGAUUUUUUUUUUUAAUUAGUAAUAAGUAUAAACAAUAAUUGUCGACUCAAUUGAAUUCUCACCUUAGUUCAUAUUGUCCUGGAAGCUUAUUAUCAUUAUUAUUUUUUUUUCAAGAAUUUACAAAUGGCACAUAAUUGUGAUACAGUUUUAGUGUGAAAUAAAUUUUUGUCCCUUUUUUUUAUUGUAAAAAUUAAUAAGUAAGAAUAAAGAAGAAGAAGAAAUAAGAGAGAAAAAGUGCACAACUUUUUUUUUUUUGCAAAAUUUUUUUUCUUUUCGAAAAAAAAAGAAAAAAAUUUUUUGUAAAAUUACUAGCUCCCAGUUUUUUAUGUUCUAAGGUGGGAAUUCAUUCUUUGUAAAUGUCACGCGUUUAAUUCAAUGUCCAAGAAUUAAACAAAAAAAAAAAAAGAAAUAUUAAUAAUAAUAAAUAAUCAAAAUACGAGAGUAAAAGGCAAUGAAACAUAAAACAAAAAAAAAAAAAAAAGUAUACUGCGUCAGAGGCUUGACACAUAUUCACUGUUAAUUAUAUAUACAGUAAAAAAAAAAAAAAAAAAAAUUUUAAGGGAAACGAGAAAAUUUCUCCAAAAUUCCCUUGAAAUUUCGUAAAAAAAUUUUUGCAAGACUGCGGGCACUAUAAAAAAAAAAACUUUAUCCCGUUCUAUCCAUUUCUUCCCAAAUUUACCCAUCUUCCCUCUUUUUGUCUUUUUAUCCCUUUGCACGCAAAAUUUUCAAUCCUUUUCUAUAUUUCUACUGGUGUCUGUCCCUUUUCUACUAUAUUACAAAAAUUUAACACUUUGCAUCGUAUUUGUCAAAAAUACAAAAUUUUCAAUUAAAAAUUUUAACUAAAAAAAAAGGAGAGAAUUAAAAUUAAAUGAAAAUCAAAAUUUACAAUAACGUUUUCAAAAACAAUAUUUUUUUUUUAUUAAAAAUUGUCAAAUGUAUUAAAAAAAUACGCGCAAAAAGUUAAAUGACUGUGAAAAAAAAAAGAAAUCAAUGAUAUUAAAUAAGACAUCUGCUCGCAGACUGCUUUUGCUCCAAUAAUUUUUUUUUUUUCAAAAUAUAAUUAGAUUUAAUUAAAGAUAAUUUAGAUUUUUUGCACUUUUUUUUAUCUACACUUUUUUUAAUUAUUAUUUUUUUUUUUUUUGCUAAUAUUUAUUGCUCCGAUAAAUUUGAAAAAAAAAAUUGUGGAAAAAUCUUUUGAUUAUUUUUCCACAUUCAAGACACAUGUAGAUUAAGUAUCGAAAAAAAAAAUUUAGGUGGUGAUAUAUAAUUUUAAAGUAAAAAAAAAAAAUAGCGAGUAAAGCGAAAUAAGAAUGGUGGAAAUGGUAUGAAAAUUCAAUAAUUUAUAUACAUAUAUAUUUAAAUAACAAAAGAAAAAGUGAAAAUUCUUGCAGAAUAAUUAUUUUCUUAAUUUCAAUAGAAAAAAAAAGAAUUUUUUUGCAGAGACUAUUCGCGUAACUUACCUUGUACCUGUCAAAUUCUUAAUAUUUACUUUAAAAGAUAAACGUGAAUUUGAUAAAUUUUUCAAAACAAUUUUUGUGAUUAUUAAAAAAAAAAAAAAAAGAAUUUUUCGAAAAACGCGAAGGUUUAAAAAAAAGAACAUAUAUAGAAAAAGCAAACAUUUUUUGACAAAGAAAAGACUAACUUUUGCAAUUAACGAUUAUUUAAUGAAAAAAAACUUGAUUAAUACAUAAUGAUAAAAAUGAUGAUGAUGAUGAUGAUGAUGAUGAUAAUGAAAAAAGCGAGAAAAGAAUUUCUUAUUGCUGGUCGGUAAGGUGGUCUUUUCAAGGUUUACAAUUUGUUUACAUAAUAAUUAUAUUUUUAAAAAAUGUUACUACUCAAAGUAUCAAAAAAAAAAAAAAAAAAAACAAACAAAACACUUGCUGUAUUUAUGAAGUGCGAAACAAUUUAAAAAUAAAAGAAAACUAUAGACAUUGCUGCAUCACUUGAAUGGUGUAUUCUACAAUCUUUAAAAAAAAAUGGAAUUUGUUUACUGUACGUCCAGAAAAUUGUUUAAUAAAACCAUGUAUUUUAAAAUAAAUUUAA
Molecule: messenger RNA, 3503 nt
Organism: Leptopilina boulardi
Lineage: Eukaryota; Metazoa; Arthropoda; Insecta; Hymenoptera; Figitidae
Product: acyl-CoA Delta-9 desaturase-like
Exons: 6
Coding region: 341-1408 (355 amino acids)
Biological process (GO): unsaturated fatty acid biosynthetic process
Cellular component (GO): endoplasmic reticulum membrane
Molecular function (GO): iron ion binding; stearoyl-CoA 9-desaturase activity
Source: RefSeq, a predicted model, not a curated record